This is a messenger RNA of Canariomyces notabilis, 2263 nucleotides long. RefSeq lists its product as uncharacterized. The transcript is spliced from 2 exons. Gene Ontology annotation, biological process: mitochondrion organization; phospholipid transport. The coding region runs from base 200 to 1858 and encodes 552 amino acids. Gene Ontology annotation, cellular component: ERMES complex. Lineage: Eukaryota; Fungi; Ascomycota; Sordariomycetes; Sordariales; Chaetomiaceae. Gene Ontology annotation, molecular function: lipid binding. The record is from RefSeq and is a predicted model, not a curated record.
AAAGUUUGUCCAUUUCAUGGUCCUUGAACCAUCAACUUCAUCGCAUCCGCCGCAUCGAAUUUGCGAACGAACUUUAAACACGUAUCACCCCGAUCGUUAUUGUUGUGCCAACAAAGUCCCGCCCCGUCGCGACAACGCCGGACUCUCCGGUUAACCGCCUCUGACUGCGAUGCGUCACUAACCGGCGUGCCAAUUCAACAUGGCCUUCAAUUUCAACUGGUCGCCGCUCACGGCUGAUGCCGAUUUCUACAAGCGGGCGCGAGAUCUCCUGACGACGGCAUUAAACAAAUCGCCGAAACCGCCCAUCAUUGUCGAUGACAUCUUCGUGACAGAGCUCAACCUCGGCUCCGUGCCGCCCGACCUGGAGAUUUUGGAAAUUGGCGACCUGGCUGAGGACCGAUUCCGCGGCAUCUUCAAGAUGUGUUAUUCUGGGGACGCCUUUUUGACGCUCAAGACCAGAGUACAGGCAAACCCCUUAAACACAUACCUCUCUGCCAAGCCCAGCUUUACAUCUCCGCAGCCAUUGGCGGCGGCGUCAGGGCUUACAAUACCACUUCAGAUUACGUUAUCUGAGAUCAAACUCAAAGCAUUCAUCAUCGUGGUCUUCUCGAAGCAGAAGGGUCUCACUCUAGUAUUCCGAGAUGACCCCCUCGAGUCUCUUAAGGUCUCAUCGACCUUCGAUUCGAUCCAGUUCGUGCGUGACUACCUCCAGCGGACAAUCGAGGUAAAGCUGCGCAACUUGAUGAUGGACGAGCUGCCCUCCAUCAUCCAUAGACUCUCCCUUCAGCUUUGGUGUCCGGAUCAGAUUGCGAAGGAGGACGACAGGUCAAAAGAGGCUGACGAGCACGGCGUGAACCCUCUGGCGACGCCUCCGCUCGAUGCGGUCGAUGCUAAUGGACAUCUACUUGAUUCCGCUGCCAUAUCAGAGCUAUCUCUUGAUGGCGGGCCAGAGUCACAAUCCCUGUUUUCCCAGAAGAAUCUGCUUCGAUUGUCCAGCCUAACCAGCUCACAAGUCACGUCAUCAUUGCACACCCCUGCUAUUCGAGACGUGUUGUUUAGGGCUUGGGCUGGGCCGUCGGACAGGGCGGACGGGACCAACACACCCCCGUUGUCGACGCCUAAUCUUGCGCGGUCGUCGUCGUACAUUGGGAGUGCCCAUACCUACACCUUUUCGGACAGCAGCAGUUUGACCCAUGACUCGCUUCCUUCAAGGCCGUCCUUGGUCAGCCUCAACUCCGCCACCGCCGGUCUUUCGCUGGGCGCGGGCCGGCACAACAAGGCUGGUCGGAAGAAGAAGACGCGCGUGGUCAACUUGCGUCGCAAAGCGGGCACCGAAGUGGGUAGCGAACAGGGAGACAACGUCUCGGACACAGCCUCGACCGCCGCUCCCAUGUCAGAACCAAUCAUGCCACAUCCGAUCCUCGAAGUUCCAGAGGAGCACCUAAACAUGCCCUCGGCUACAAACCAAGGCAAGGUGCGAUUCAGCCGACCCUCAGAGACUCUACAGCAGCCUAGGAGACCCUCUCUUCGGUCCGAAGCUCUGAAGGCCCCCGAGGCACAAAUUCCCUCGAUCGAAGUAAACGACGUUCCUAAUGUUACUCAGAAAAUGUCUGAGAAGCAAAGCCAGCCCAUUGGAACUCAGGCUUCGCGAGAGCCAGUGCUUGCCGACACCAAGUCGGAAUGGAGGCCGUCACGGCCAAUGUCAGACACCUCAUCCGUCAUCUUGGAGCAGGCUUGGAUAAUGAAGAUGGCUGGAGAGAUUGCACGGCGCGUGUACGAUGAGAAGAACCGGAAUCCCGCUUUCUGGGAUGACCGGGAUGACACCCCUCCACCCGCAUACGAGGCGAGAGGCUGCUAAGACUCUGAAGAUCCAUAUUUCCUUGCCCCUAUUUGUCGUUUUGCUUUCCGGUCGCAUGGUAUUGCAUUCGCUAUGUUUUUCCCCCAGGCGUUCGAGCGCGACCUGGACAACUUAAUGUGUUAUUGUUUGCUGGGUGUGUGGAGUCUGGGCGCUUAAAUACGGAAGAACAGUCUGGGUGCUCAGCGGUCAAGAUAUCCAAUAUAGACGGGAUGGAAGCCGGGCCUAACGUGGGCACGGGAACUCAAGUGUCGGAAGGACACUAAACCCUUGGUUGGCAACCAACUAUUUACUAUUUGCUGUACAAUUUCCUUUGUCAUGAGCCGUCACUGCGGUUGACGCAGCUGUAUACCGUUGUACGAGGGCUAGGCUUACAGGAAGCCGGAUCGGGGAAGACAGACGGAAGUC